Pan troglodytes (chimpanzee) is the source of this 3140-nucleotide messenger RNA. RefSeq names its product metallophosphoesterase 1 (gene MPPE1). Bases 969 to 2162 code for a protein of 397 amino acids. Gene Ontology annotation, cellular component: endoplasmic reticulum-Golgi intermediate compartment. The record is from RefSeq and is a predicted model, not a curated record. Lineage: Eukaryota; Metazoa; Chordata; Mammalia; Primates; Hominidae. The transcript has 12 exons. Gene Ontology annotation, molecular function: phosphoric diester hydrolase activity. Gene Ontology annotation, biological process: endoplasmic reticulum to Golgi vesicle-mediated transport; GPI anchor biosynthetic process.
GAAGCCGGCCCUGGCGUCAGGAGGCCGGGCGCGCGGCGCGGGGCGCGAGUUCCCCUGCCCGCCUGUGCGCCCCGCAACGGGCCUUUCCUGGGCCCUAACGACAGCUCGCCCGUGCUUCGCCCUCGCAGCUCUCCUGUGUCCCCAAAAUGCGUUUCCCGCGUCCCCCGCCCUUCAGCGGUGACUGCCCAGGGGACUCUGUAACGCGACACUCAGACUGCCGAGCCUGCCAGGCACUUCGGGGAGGGCGCUAGGGGCCGGGACGCGGCCGCCAAGCGUAGGUUCUGGCCUUUACUCCGAGUUGCGCACGGAGCCCCAGCUGCGGUUGUCCGCUCUGGGGAUCACAGGCCGCGGAGACCCGGGAGCUACCCGCCGGGCCCCUUCAGACGACCCGCUUCCGCAAACCGGCCGUGGGACUCCGGCGCCGGGCGGACGAAGCGGCUCCGGGAAGACUCGGUCUUCCGCCCCCCUGCCUGAGGUCGCCGGGGCGGGGCUUCAGUGACAGGCCCGCGCGCUACCGCGGAAACAGGAAGUUGGCUGGGUGCGCGCCGGCUCCGGCUGCAGUUCCCGGGUCCCUCGGCCACCGAAGCCACCCAGCCCUGGUGAAAGGGCUCCCGCACCGCCCGAUGCUCCCCAUCUGCCUGGCGUUGUGCGCAGAGCUGGAAAGCAUGGCUGUUAUAAAUGAAUUCUGAUUUUGGGGAGCAGAUGCCAACUUAGAGCCUCGUACCAAUCUCUCUGUCUUUAAAAGAUGAGGUGACUUGGUGAUUUUCCUGGAAAAUUAUAGAAUAUUAACGAAACUUUAUCAUCUUGGUGAGAAAAGCAUUCUAAUAGCUUUAUUCUGACAUAUGGAGGUAUGGAGAGCUUGAAGGAGUCAGAGAGGUGCCCAGCUAAGACCUGAAUGCCAUCACCCUCCCCAGGGCUCUGCAGUUUUCUCGUGGUGAACCCUUGAUGGAUUUGUUGUUGCUUGAGAAAUGGCGAUGAUCGAAUUGGGGUUUGGAAGACAGAAUUUUCAUCCAUUAAAGAGGAAGAGUUCAUUGCUGUUGAAACUCAUAGCUGUUGUCUUUGCUGUGCUUCUAUUUUGUGAAUUUUUAAUCUAUUACUUAGCGAUCUUUCAGUGUAAUUGGCCUGAAGUGAAAACCACAGCCUCUGAUGGUGAACAGGCCACACGUGAGCCUGUGCUCAAAGCCAUGUUUUUGGCUGACACCCAUUUGCUUGGGGAAUUCCUAGGCCACUGGCUGGACAAAUUACGAAGGGAAUGGCAGAUGGAGAGAGCCUUCCAGACAGCUCUGUGGUUGCUGCAGCCGGAAGUCGUCUUCAUCCUGGGGGAUAUCUUUGAUGAAGGGAAGUGGAGCACCCCUGAGGCCUGGGCGGAUGAUGUGGAGCGGUUUCAGAAAAUGUUCAGACACCCAAGUCAUGUACAGCUGAAGGUAGUUGCUGGAAACCAUGACAUUGGCUUCCAUUAUGAGAUGAACACAUACAAAGUAGAACGCUUUGAGAAAGUGUUCAGCUCUGAAAGACUGUUUUCUUGGAAAGGCAUUAACUUUGUGAUGGUCAACAGCGUGGCGCUGAACGGGGAUGGCUGUGGCAUCUGCUCUGAAACAGAAGCAGAGCUCAUUGAAGUUUCUCACAGACUGAACUGCUCCCGAGAGCAGGCACGUGGCUCCAGCCGGUGUGGACCUGGGCCUCUGCUGCCCACGUCUGCCCCUGUCCUCCUGCAGCAUUAUCCUCUGUAUCGGAGAAGUGAUGCUAACUGUUCUGGGGAAGACGCUGCUCCUCCAGAGGAAAGGGACAUCCCAUUUAAGGAGAACUAUGACGUGCUUUCACGGGAGGCAUCACAAAAGCUGCUGUGGUGGCUCCAGCCGCGCCUGGUUCUCAGUGGCCACACGCACAGCGCCUGCGAGGUGCACCACGGGGGCCGAGUCCCCGAGCUCAGCGUCCCAUCUUUCAGUUGGAGGAACAGAAACAACCCCAGUUUCAUCAUGGGUAGCAUCACGCCCACAGACUACACCCUCUCCAAGUGCUACCUCCCGCGUGAGGAUGUGGUUUUGAUCAUCUACUGUGGAGUGGUGGGCUUCCUUGUGGUCCUCACACUCACUCACUUUGGGCUUCUAGCCUCACCUUUUCUUUCUGGUUUGAACUUGCUCGGAAAGCGUAAGACAAGAUGAAGAGCAGGCGCCAUUAUAAAUAUCAAAGCCCAAGAAAUGGAACUUUGGGCAGAGAUCAUGUUAGAAUCAAGUGGAUGAUGAGACCAAUUACAGGCCGUCUCUCUGCACAGCACAGAAAUUCUCAAUCACUGAAAUGAGUAACUAACUGCAAAAUAAAUAGUUGAUUGUACUGUUCUCAUGCUAUAAAAGUGGACAGGUACUCUACAACAAAUCUGUUUUCUCAUUUUUAUCAAAUAUAUGUAUCAUCAAAGGUUGCAUCUGUACAGUAUGUAAAUGCUAUUAAUGUCGUCACUCACAUGCACGACAGUCCUUGUUCCCCCAGGAAGGGCCUGGUGGCCCCAGCACACACUUGGGAUUAUGUGUAUACAUAAAUAUUGGGCUGUUUCCCUCUUCCUGUGAAGUGGUUCUCAAAUUCCUAUGUACUGUAAAGCUGUACCCUUAAAAGUACAGAUGUGGCCGGGCCCAGUGGCUCACACCUGUAAUCCCAGCACUUUGGGAGGCUGAGGCGGGUGGAUCACUUGAGGUCAGGAGUUCAAGACCAGCCUGGCCAACAUGGUGAAACCUCGUCUCCGCUAGAAAUACAAAAAUUAGCCAAGCAUGGUAGCAAGUGCCUAUAAUCCCAGCUACUUGGGAGGCUGAGGCAGGAGAAUCCCUUGAACCCGGGAGGCGGAGGUUGCAGUGAGCCAAGAUCAUGCCACUGCACUCUAGCCUGGGCAACAGAGUGAGACUCCGUCUCAAAAAAUAUAUUAAAAAAAAAAAGUACAGAUGUGAUGUGCAGAACAUAUUGUUUUCGUAGAUUUUUAUACUUGAUCAAUUAAUGGAAUCAGAUUUUUAGAUAAGUGUAAUUUUCUCUAUAGGAGACCAAGUUGCUACAUCUAUUAAUGCCUGUCAGUGAUCAAAAGAGACUUAAAAAGUGGAAUGGGAUAUGGCUUUUGGUACCUGAAAAUAAAUGCUUUAAUAAUUGUAAGCCAGAUAAAA